AUGACUGACACUGGAUUGCCACCUAACUGGACCAUCCGAAUCUCGCGUACCCACGCUAAAGAGUACUUCUACAACCAAUCCACAAAAGAUUCCUCGUGGGAACCACCAUUUGGUACCGAUGAUGAAAAAUUAAAAGCAUACUUGAUUAGAUUUAAACAAAAUAAAAAUAAACCAGUAAUCCCAGAAGAUGGUAAGAUUAGAGUGUCACAUUUACUAAUUAAAAGUAACCAAUCAAGAAGACCCAAAUCUUGGAAAAAUCCUGACGGCAUUACUACUACCCGUGAUGAAGCAAUUGCGAUUUUGAAAAACUUACAAACUAAAAUCUUAAACGGUGAAGCUAAACUUGGUGAUUUAGCUAAAACUGAAAGUGACUGUUCUUCUCAUUCUAAUGCUGGUGAUUUGGGUUUUUUCGCUAAAGGUCAAAUGCAACCUCCUUUUGAAGAAGCUGCUUUCAAUUUAAAUGUAGGUGAAAUUAGUGAUAUCGUUGAAACCGAUAGUGGAGUUCAUCUUAUUCAAAGAACAGCAUAA
This is a messenger RNA of Hyphopichia burtonii NRRL Y-1933, 528 nucleotides long. It is a transcript of the gene ESS1, whose product is annotated as peptidylprolyl isomerase. The coding region runs from base 1 to 528 and encodes 175 amino acids. The transcript has a single exon. Gene Ontology annotation, molecular function: protein binding; peptidyl-prolyl cis-trans isomerase activity. Gene Ontology annotation, cellular component: nucleus; cytosol. Lineage: Eukaryota; Fungi; Ascomycota; Pichiomycetes; Serinales; Debaryomycetaceae. The record is from RefSeq and is a predicted model, not a curated record.